This is a messenger RNA of Spinacia oleracea (spinach), 1572 nucleotides long. Its product is annotated as cytochrome b561 and DOMON domain-containing protein At5g47530. The transcript is spliced from 4 exons. NCBI's taxonomy places the organism in Eukaryota, Viridiplantae, Streptophyta, Magnoliopsida, Caryophyllales, Amaranthaceae. The record is from RefSeq and is a predicted model, not a curated record. Bases 280 to 1473 code for a protein of 397 amino acids.
CAACACGUACCCAAAGUCAUACCCAGCCAAAAGAACCUUCCUUUCCACACACCGUACCCGUACCCGGUAAAAUUCAAGUUUCAUUCAAUUCUCUAUAUAAACUCAACUUUCUCCCCUCCUUUCCCUUGAUCAAAUCUUCCUCCCUUUUGGUCCCAUUACCCUCUUUUCCCCCUCUAUAACCAUAAUCACCAUUAUCUAGGCUUACAACGCCGACCUGGUAAAACUGACCCGUACUCGAUUACCUUAUAAUCCUCAUUUCCAAAUACCAUUCACAAACCAAUGAAAAUGGGAUCAACAAAAGUAUUUAGUUUGCUAAUAUUAACUAUGAUGAUCACAACCACAAUAGCACAAUCAACAUGUGGUACACACACCUUGAGUAACAACCAACAAUAUGCGAGUUGUAGUGAUCUUCCUCAAUUAAAUUCCUUCCUUUACUGGACUUAUGACUCGACAGCCGGUACGGCCAACAUCGCAUUCCGGGUGACCGGAGUGAAUCCAACAUCGAACUGGAUCGCAUGGGCCCUUAACCCAACCGGGUCGGGCAUGACCGGGGCUCAGGCUUUGGUUGCCUAUCGAAACUCUUCCAGCAGUAUCCACGCGUAUACAUCAUCCGUUGUUGAUACCCGCACUACUCUUGCCCAAAGUAGCCUUAGCUUCCGGGUUGACAACAUAUCGGCAAAUAGUGGCACCAAUGAGAUGACAAUAUUUGCUACAAUUCGACCACCGAGAACCACGGUGAACCACGUAUGGCAAGUGGGCCCAUUGAGCAGCGGCGCACCGGCUCAGCAUCCCCAAAAUUCUGCUAACACCAGAUCCGUUGGCUCUAUUAACUUUCUAGCUGGUCAAGCCACUUCCUCUGGUGGAGCUGUUGUUCAAAGACUUGGAAGGAAGAAUGCUCAUGGAGUGUUGAAUGCAAUAAGUUGGGGAAUAUUAAUGCCAUUAGGAGCCAUAAUAGCAAGAUACGUAAAGGCAUUCCCAUCAGCAGAUCCAGCAUGGUUUUACCUUCAUGUAUCUUGUCAAAUCGUUGCUUAUAUUCUUGGAGUUGCCGGUUGGGGUACUGGACUUCAACUUGGCAGUGAUUCUCCUGGUAUUGUUUACACUCUCCACCGUAACAUUGGAAUCGCCCUUUUCUGCCUUGCCACUCUUCAGGUGUUUGCCCUGCUUCUAAGGCCAAACAAAGACCACAAGUACAGAUUAUACUGGAAGGUCUACCAUCAUGGGAUUGGAUACGCAGUCAUCAUCUUAAGUAUCAUCAACAUAUACCAGGGACUUGACAAUGUGUUACAACCGGAGAGGAAAUGGAAGAGAAUUUACUCGGGCAUCAUUAUCGCGUUGGGAGCCAUCGCUGUUGUAUUGGAGGCAGUUACAUGGACUAUUGUGUUGAAGAAGAAGAAGAAUGAGCAAGCCAAACAUGGUCACCAUGCUAACGGAACUAAUGGAUUUUCCAAUAGUUAUGCACAGCCUGCUCUGUAAAUUUUUCUAUACCAUUAAUUAAUUGUCUCCUCUUUAGGCUUAUUGUUUUAGGUUGUAUUAUAAAUUACACAUUUUGGAUUCUUUUUUCCUUUUCUAUUA